GUUAAAGAACCGGGGAAAUGACGAGUGGAUUCCCAACAAGCUCCGGUACCUAGAGGAACCUGGCAAGUCUUUCAACUUUGUCCCGCCUGUUCAAGAAAAAACCGCGGACGAGAUGUUGGAUGAAGAGCUUCGAAAAUCGAAUGCUCAAUCGUCCGCUUUUGAACCCGAGUCGCGGAACCUAGAGCAGCCUUUUAUGGAUGCAAUUCACGCCACAGGAACUGAGCUUCUUCAACAAAGUGGCAUGGCUGAGAACUAUGAGACUUUUGAAUCCAAAGAUCCUCUCACGCCUUUUCUUGCAUACGUUCUAUUUGUGUUGCACUACCGCAACAGUCUUUUUCCGGACUCCUGGCUGAUUUUUGAACAUGCCGAGAUGCGAGAACUUCGCGAUCGGAAACGUGCUGUUGUUGCGUACUGCCGACCUUGGUCGUCAAUCACCAACAGUGAUAUUGAUGGUGUCUGCCUUGAGCUUUUAGCACUCUUUCAAGAAGCUCCGCCGCCUCAAUCCAUGAACAGCGGCAUUUUCCGUACCUUCGCUAAGGCUCUAAUUUCCGCGAAGAUCACAUUGGCCAAUCAUUUCAAGCCAACGGCCAAAAGUUAUCAAGUGCCAGGCUGCAAUAGCAAGAUGUAUCUCUUUGAAGUUCAGUCUUUUCCUGGACCUGAACCUGUGGGACAAUCAAGCUUGGCGCGGGCCCACUGCUCUGAUGUGCCAGGCUCUUGUGGCAUAUUAGCAGCUGGCCGAGUCAUCCGGACAGCAGCUUACACCCUUGGUCUCAGAGAGGAUCAAGAGUCUAUGUCUUUUUUCGGUCAGUGCCACACGAAUCCUUCGUGGACCGACAAUUUCAUUGAAUGGGCUGCAAACCUCAAUUGGAGCACCAAGAACUCGUCCGGCAUUGUGUUUGGCGGCUUUUUAAGUGGACAAUUUAUAAAAAGUCCAUCCGCAAACACUAUCCUUGAGAAUUCUAUGUGUCGGCUGCACCCAGCCGUGCACUCAAUCUCAAAGGAUAAGAGAUGGGCCAUCAGAGAGUCAGCUGCUCGCAUCGAUUUCAUCAUUGUGGUGGCAGAUCAAGACUUUGCUGAUUUUCCUGCUCCGGCAAUGAUGCCGAUGAUUGCUGACAGAAUCAGCCAGCGAUGCAUUCAAGACACCGAAGCUUGGGGAGGAUGGUCCGGAUAA
Messenger RNA from Symbiodinium sp. CCMP2592, 1171 nucleotides. NCBI's taxonomy places the organism in Eukaryota, Dinophyceae, Suessiales, Symbiodiniaceae. The record is from the annotation of a GenBank genome assembly.